This is a messenger RNA of Coccidioides immitis RS, 1974 nucleotides long. Its product is annotated as MFS transporter. Gene Ontology annotation, cellular component: membrane. The transcript is spliced from 6 exons. Gene Ontology annotation, molecular function: transmembrane transporter activity. Gene Ontology annotation, biological process: transmembrane transport. Lineage: Eukaryota; Fungi; Ascomycota; Eurotiomycetes; Onygenales; Onygenaceae. The record is from RefSeq and is a predicted model, not a curated record. The coding region runs from base 1 to 1608 and encodes 535 amino acids.
AUGGAUGCAAGUGAUGGGACACGUCCGGUCUCCCGCUCCUCUUACUCCGAUGGUUCCGAGGAGCCUCUUAUCGGAAAGGUCAAUGACGAAGGGGGCUUUCAAUAUCCGCGUCUCUCUAAAAUUCGAUCGGUUUUGAUCAUAGCAAGUUUGGCUGGGACAAACCUUUCCAGCAGUAUGUCCCACGGCCUAAUCACCGUGGGUAUACCAUAUAUCGCCUCGGAUUUGCGGUUGCCAGAUCAUCUUUUAUUAUGGCCAUCGUCUGUCGCUGCCACGGAAAAUCUAUCUAACAAGUAUCUCUCACACAGCUUGGCGAGUGGAUGCUGUUUACUUAUUGCCGGAGCACUAGCAGACCUAGUUGGCGAUCGACUUAUCAAUAUUAUCGGCACUAUAUUACUUGCUAUUUCCGCUUUUGGGUCAGCAAUGGCUACGUCAGGCUUUUCCAUGAUCGGCUUCCGCUUGGUCGAAGGCAUCGGCGUUUCUAUGUGUCUUCCAACCGGGGUUAGCGUGAUUACUCGGUCGUUUCCACCGGGAAGACGACGGAAUGUUGGGUUUGGAUGCCUGGGCUUGUCCCAACCCCUCGGCUUUUCCCUGGGAAUGGCCCUUGAAGGCGUAUUUGCGACUGCUCCAAAUGGCUGGCGAUAUGGGUUUUACUUCUGCGCGGGGAUCGGGCUUGGUUUUACCGUGUCCAGCAUCUUAACUUUGCCAAAGGACUACGAGAGACCCAAUUUCCACUGGCGCCGGGUCUUGUACGAUAUCGACUGGAUUGGUGCUCUUGUUGCCAGUGCUUGUUUGGGUAUCAUAUCUUAUAUCUGCGCUGUCCUCACGGAAGACAUUUCAAACCUGUAUCAGGUAAAGCAGAUCGUGUUAAUUCUCAUCGCGAUGAUUUUGAUACCUGUGUUCGUAUUCUGGAUGGAUUUCCAAGAAACCCGUGGAAAGCCAGUUUUGAUUCCAAAUUCAUUGUGGAGCAAUACAGCGUUCGUCGCCAUCUCAAUGGUGGUGUUCAUGACAUGGGGCGUUCUGCAAGGGUCGGAACUCUUCCUAAGUCUAUUCUUCCAGAAAAUCCAGCAUUUGUCUCCCCUGGAAACAUCGGUAAAUCUGCUCCCGAAUAUAUUUAUCGGUAUAGUAUUGAACGUCACUACUGGGUUGAUAGUGCAUGCUAUCAGGGUCAAUUACCUCAUUGUUUUGACGGCUACGCUUGCCGCGGUUUCGCCAUUGUUGAUGGCCUUUGUUGACCCGAAAUGGAAUUACUGGACCUGUGCUUUUUGGGCUGUUCUUCUGGGACCGGUGUCCGUCGAUGUGGUUUUUACUGUGGCGCACCUUCUUAUUACCGAUAUAUUUGCUCCUUCGACACAUGCUUUGGCGGGGGCCGUUUUCAAUACUAUUGCGCAACUCGGGACCUCAGUUGGACUGUGCGUGAUCGCCGUUGUAUCGGCGGCGGUGCAGCAUUCUUCGAACUAUCCCAAAGAUUCUCCCGAUGCACUAAUAUCGGGAUAUAGAGCAGCAUUCUGGACCUGCUUUGCAAUGAUGGUAACCACCGUUAUCAUCAGCUCUGUUGGAUUGCGGAAUAUUCGUAAACUGGGUGCAACGACCACUGAAAAUUGGAGUUAAACGUCAGGGAAGUUGAGUUGGAGAUAGGAAAAAAAGGCAUAUUGCAUUAACAGUUUGCGUCAUGGGUUGCUCAUUGGCUAGUUUUGCCCGGGUUUCAACAUGUGACUAUUUAUUCGUAGAUCGUCUCGACUAAGAUGACACGGCUACCGUGCGGCUGAAGGGGUCCCCAUGCUACCGGGAAAUAUGAAGUUCAGCAACGCAGCGUGACCAGGCUUGACGUUUCCUGCCAGGAGAGGAACGAGAUAUGUUCACUGCUAUCUGCAUCCGAAUAUUGCAUAUCGCCGUGGCUGGGGAUCCAAAUGGAGUACGUGGUAGACCAUCACUACGCCUUUAACAACCCAUAGUCGAUUAGCUACUAAAGUCGCG